GAGUUACAGUUUUUUUCAGUCGCUAACAAGCGUUUGUCCAAACAGUUGUCACAUUUUCAAAACUCUAAACACAAUUAGCACAGCAUCAGUCUUUUGUGGCCAUACCAUUCACACAUUUCAUGUCGUUUUCACACAAUAUGCAAUCAGUAAACACAUUUCCACAAUGCUUACAUUUCCUUAACAGACAAGUUAUACCUCUCAACAAAAUUAUGGAUUGUUUUUGUAGUAUUCAAGAAUGUUAACACACAACAUCCCACAAUAGCAACAACAAUAUUCCAAACCUUAGAUACAGUAUAAAAACCUCUGCUUCUGCAAUGAUAUCAGUUCAAAAACAAUAUAUCUCAGCUGAUAAUAAACAAACAAUUGAAUAAUUGACACACAGCUGAUUUAUGUUGGGUGAAUUGGGCCAACCACAGCUGAUUCCAGUCUGGCUUAGACUCAGUGGCAGGGGUUAUUUUUUUCUAUUACUAUAAAAAGAGGACUUUGAGGAGUGAUGUUUUUGGAAACAGAAACAGAAAAAGACAAACACUGUAAUGUUUGGACGUGGAAGAGGAAGAGCAAGGGGCCCAGGGAGAAGACCAGCUCCAGUGAGAGAUGCAGGGCCAGGGAGAGGUGCAGUAAGAGAUGCAGUAGGAGGUGCAGUGAGAGGUGCAGUGAGAGGUGCAGUGAGAGGUGCAGGAACAGGAGCAGGCCCAAGGAGAGGGCAAGGUAGAGGUGUAAGAAUGCGUGGUGGUGGCAUUCCAAGGGCUGCAAGAACAGUAGUCAGUGAUGAAAUUCGUGCCACUAUCAUUGACCAUGUCUCUCACUAAGAGAGGCUGGUGAAAGAGUGCAACCCAAUUUGAGGCGGUCAACGGUUGCCGCCAUUAUUCACAUCUUUCAACAAACCAACAGAAUGCAACGUCUUCCACCCUCUGGGGGAAGAGGAAAGCUCCUCAAUAAUGAUCAAGAGCUUGCCAUUGUAGAAAUGGUUGUUGCAAAAAUGCAAUAAAACUGCAUGAAAUUAAAACUAGAAUUGUGGAGGACCAUGAGAUAUUUGGCAAUAUAGAAAGCAUCAGCCUCACAACCAUUACACGUACAUUGUCCAAACACAGAGUGCGGAUGAAGCAGCUCUACACUGUUCCCUUUGAGAGGAACAGUGAGAGAGUCAAGGAGCUACGACGACAAUAUGUCCAGAGAGUUAUGGAAUUGAAGGCCAACCAGGCCCCUCAUGAAUUCAUUUACAUAGAUGAGGCAGGAUUCAAUUUAUCCAAAAGGCGUCGACGUGGACGAAAUAUAAUUGGAAAAAGGGCCACAGUUGAUGUGCCAGGACAGAGAGGGGCAAACAUUACCAUGUGUGCAGCAAUGGCAAAUGCAGGAUUACUCCUUCACAGAUGUCAGGUUGGACCCUAUAAUACCGAGCGCCUCCUUGCCUUUCUCAAUGAUCUCCACCAGCGCCUGGUACCAGAGCAGGAUCAGGAGGGUGAAAACAUGAGGACCUUUGUAAUUACCUGGGACAAUGUUGCUUUCCAUCAUUCGCAAGCAAUAACAGCAUGGUUUGAAGUCCACCCAAGACUGGUAAGUCUCUUCCUUCCACCCUAUUCACCUUUCCUCAACCAGUUCUUUUCUGCAUGGAGGUGGAAGGUUUAUGACCAUCAGCCACAUGACCAGAUGUCCCUCCUUGAAGCCAUGGAUGCUGGCUGCAGGGACAUCACAGUUCAAGAUUGGCAAGGGUGGAUCCGACAUACCAAGCGGUUUUAUCCCAGAUGCAUCGCCUUGGAUGAUAUCAGAUGUGAUGUUGACGAAAACAUGUGGCCGAACCAUGAAGAUCGCAGGGAUUAGAUACAUUAAUUUUGUGCUAUUUUUAGUUCCCCCCUUCUUAUCUGGGCUUUUUGCUGUUUUGUUUUUUGUUUUUCAGAAUGCUCUUAUAUAUGAUAUUUUGUUCACUGUAAGCAAUACUGUAAAACUUUUUCUGUUCUAUUAUAUUGUGUUU
Messenger RNA from Tachysurus vachellii, 1969 nucleotides. RefSeq lists its product as uncharacterized. Lineage: Eukaryota; Metazoa; Chordata; Actinopteri; Siluriformes; Bagridae. Gene Ontology annotation, molecular function: nucleic acid binding. The transcript is spliced from 3 exons. The record is from RefSeq and is a predicted model, not a curated record. Bases 1099 to 1818 code for a protein of 239 amino acids.